GGAAUGUACCUGUAGAUUUCACUGAUCUGCAGAUUCUACAGUUAUCCCAUGGGAAACAUCAGGAUUCUGAAUGUGACACAUUUCCCUCAGAUAAGAUGUCAUUCACAUUGCAAUACAUGUUGCAGACUGAAACCAGACAGCUUAAAAGCUUGGAAAGCAGUAAGUUUAUGAAGAAAACAGAACGAGAAAUGCAUCUGGAAACUUCUGCAGGAGAAAGGCAGCGCAAUUGGCUUAAUGACGACAGCACUUCAAUGCCCACUAAGAAAAGGUUUUCUACUCUAUUAAUUCACAGUGUAAAAACACAAAACAAUACAUUGACAAAACCAUAUAAAUGCAUCACAUGUGAUAAACGUUUUAGACAGAAAAGUGCUGUUAUAAUUCAUCAGCGUAUCCACACUGAGCAGAAACCUUAUAAAUGUACCACGUGUGAGAAUCAUUUUAGGCACAAAAGCAGUCUAGUAAUUCAUCAGCGUAUCCACACUGGGCAAAAACCCUAUAAAUGUGCCACAUGUGAGAAAAGUUUUAGACAGCAAAGCUCUAUUAUAAGUCAUCAGCUUAUCCACACUGAGCAGAAACCUUAUAAAUGCACCGCAUGUGAUAAAAGUUUUAGACAGAAAAGCGCUCUUAUAAUUCAUCAGCAUGUCCACACUGAGCAGAAACAAUAUAAAUGUACCACAUGUGACAAAAGUUUUAGGUCUAAAAGUAGUCUGGUAAGGCAUCAGCAUAUCCACACUGAGCAGAAACCUUAUAAAUGUACCACAUGUGAGAAGAAUUUUGGGCAGAAAAGCAAUCUGGUAGUUCAUCAACGUAUCCACACUGGGCAAAAACCCUAUAAAUGUGCCACAUGUGAGAAGAGUUUUAGACAGCAAAGCUCUAUUAUAAGUCAUCAUCGUAUCCACACUGAGCAGACACCAUAUAAAUGCACCACAUGUGAUAAAAGUUUUAGACAGAAAAACACUCUUAUAAAUCAUCAGCAUAUCCACACUGAGCAGAAACAAUAUAAAUGUACCACAUGUGACAAACGUUUUAGGUCUAAAAGUAGUCUGGUAAGGCAUCAGCAUAUCCACACUGAGCAGAAACACUAUAAAUGUACCACGUGUGAGAAGAAUUUUGGGCACAAAAGCAGUCUGGUAGUUCAUCAACGUAUCCACACUGGGCAAAAACCCUAUAAAUGUGUCACAUGUGAGAAGAGGUUCAGAGCAAAAAGCACUCUUGUAAGUCAUCAGCGUAUCGACACUGAGCAGAAACCCUAUAAAUGUGCCACAUGUGACAAGAGUUUUAGGUACAAAAACAAUCUGGUAAGGCAUCAGCGUAUCCACACUGAGCAGAAACCUUAUAAAUGUACCACGUGUGAGAAGAAUUUUGGGCAGAAAAGCAAUCUGGUAGUUCAUCAACAUAUCCACACUGGGCAAAAUCCCUAUAAAUGUGCCACAUGUGAGAAUAGUUUUAGACAGCAAAUCUCUAUUAUAAGUCAUCAUCGUAUCCACACUGAGCAGACACCAUAUAAAUGCACCAUAUGUGAUAAACGUUUUAGACAGAAAGGCACUCUUAUAAAUCAUCAGCAUAUCCGCACUGAGUAGAAACAACAUAAAUGUACCACAUGUGACAAGAGCUAUAGAUAUAAAAAUAGUCUGGUAAGGCAUCAGCAUAUCCACACUGAGCAGAAACCUUAUAAAUGUACCACGUGUGAGAAGAAUUUUGGGCAUAAAAGCAGUCUGGUAGUUCAUCAACGUAUCCACACUGGGCAAAAACCCUAUAAAUGUGCCACAUGUGAGAAGAGGUUCAGAGCGAAAAGCACUCUUGUAAGUCAUCAGCGUAUCCACACUGAGCAGAAACCCUAUAACUGUACCACAUGUGACAAGAGUUUUAGGUACAAAAACAAUCUGGUAAAGCAUCAGCAUAUUCACACUGAUCAGAAAUCCUAUAAAUGUACCAUGUGUGAGAAGCAUUUUAAGCACACACACACACAGUCUGGUUAUUCAUCAAUGUAUCCACACUGGGUAAAAACCCUAUAAAUGUGCCACAUGUGACAAGACUUUUACACAGAAGAGUCACAUGUUAAGUCACCAACUUCUCCACACUGGACAGAAACUAUAC
Molecule: messenger RNA, 2097 nt
Organism: Protopterus annectens (West African lungfish)
Lineage: Eukaryota; Metazoa; Chordata; Ceratodontiformes; Protopteridae
Product: zinc finger protein 501-like
Exons: 1
Coding region: 96-1580 (494 amino acids)
Source: RefSeq, a predicted model, not a curated record